Nymphalis io (European peacock) is the source of this 420-nucleotide messenger RNA. RefSeq names its product NADH-ubiquinone oxidoreductase chain 5-like. NCBI's taxonomy places the organism in Eukaryota, Metazoa, Arthropoda, Insecta, Lepidoptera, Nymphalidae. The record is from RefSeq and is a predicted model, not a curated record. Gene Ontology annotation, biological process: ATP synthesis coupled electron transport; electron transport coupled proton transport. Gene Ontology annotation, molecular function: NADH dehydrogenase (ubiquinone) activity. The transcript is spliced from 3 exons. The annotation marks the transcript as partial.
AUGAAGCAUAGUAUAACUAUAUUUAUGGCUGGAAUUUGUGCUAAUUAUGAGUUUGAUUUAAAAAAAAUUAUUGCUAUUUCUACUUUAAGUCAGUUAGGUUUAAUAAUAAGAAUUUUAAGAAUGGGAUAUAGAGAUUUAGCUUUUUUUCAUUUAUUAACUCAUGCAAUAUUUAAGGCUUUAUUAUUUAUAUGUGCUGGAGUUAUUAUUCAUAUAAUGAAUAAUAAUCAGGAUAUUCGAUUAAUAGGGGGAAUUAGAUUAUAUAUUCCAUUAACUUCUUUAUGUAUAAAUAUUUCUAAUUUAGCGUUAUGUGGUAUUCCUUUUUUAGCUGGAUUUUAUUCUAAGGAUCUAAUUUUAGAAUUAGUUAGAAUAAGAAAUUUAAAUUAUAUAAUAUAUAGCAUAGUAUAUAUAUAUACUAUGCUA